CCGUCCAUGCAUCAGUCUAGCUAGCCCCUGGAGCCCUGCAGAGAGUCAACGAACAACUACCGGUGGAGUGAGAGAAAAGGGAAACUCCCGUCUGCGUGUCUGUCACACUGAACGAAAACAAACGUGUUGGACUGAGUGAGAGCGCGCUGUCGAAAUAAACGAGGCAACAAUGUCUGAGGGAGUUAUCACCAGAAUGGGUCUUCUUCUGCUCAUCAUCAGCUCGACAAUGGCCCAGGACUGUUCCGAUCCCUGUGACUGCCCAUCGGAUCCCCCUCCAUGCCCGUUUGGUACCAGCCUGGUUCUGGAUGGCUGUGGUUGCUGCAAGGUGUGUGCCAGGCAAGCCGGCGAGCCCUGUACCCUCCUGGAGCCAUGUGACCACCACAAAGAGCUUUACUGUGAUUAUGCAAUGCUGAGUGACACCGAGCACGGCAUCUGCAUGUCCCAGGAAGGCCAGACGUGUGACCUGGGAGGGGUCAUCUACCGCAGUGGAGAGACCUUUCAGCCCAGCUGCAAGCACCAGUGUGUCUGUAUGAACGGAGAGAUCGGCUGCGUGCCAACCUGUGCCAACAACGUGCUGCUGGCCUCUCCAGACUGCCCGUACCCACGCCGCAUCCAGAUCCCUGGGAAGUGCUGUGAGGAGUGGGUGUGUGACCAGAGUCCUCAGGACAACUCCUACCAGUCAGCCAUGGCUGUCUACAGAAAGGAGUCGGCCCACGUGCCGGUCCCGGUGGAGAGCCCCAGGGAGAACUGCAUCGUCCAGACCACCAAAUGGGGCGAGUGCUCGGCCACUUGCGGCAUGGGCGUGUCGUACCGCGUCACCAACGACAACGAGCGGUGCCAGCUGGAGAGGCAGACCCGUGUCUGUAUGAUCCGGCCCUGCCACGUGGAGCAAGAGAAGGACAUCAAGAGGGGGAAGAAGUGUGUACGGACCCCCAAGUCCCCUCGAGGCAUUCGUUUCCAGCUGUCAGGCUGCAGUAGCAACAGGGUCUACAAGCCCAAGUUCUGUGGUGUGUGUACGGACGGGCGCUGCUGUACCCCCCACAGCACCGUCACCGCAGAGGUGGAGUUCCACUGUCCCGAGGGAGACGCCUUCAGACGCAAGAUGAUGUUCGUCAAGACGUGCUCCUGUCACCACGACUGUCCCCGAGACAAUGACAUCUUCCUGGCUUCGCACACACGCAGGAUGAUCGGGGACUAUGACAACGAUAUGUAAACGACGUGGCUGCUGUACGCACUGGACAGAUAACGUUACAUAUACAUAUACACACGCACGCACGCACACACAUACACACAUACACACAUACGCACGCAUGCACGCACGCACACACAUACACACAUACGCACGCACGCACACAAACACACACACAUACGCACGCAUGCACGCACACACACAUACACAUAUACACACGCACACACACACACAAGCACGGAUAAAACUCCUUCACAUCACUCCUCCACCACCCUCACACACUGAUAGGCAGGUCUUUGAAUUCCUGGACUGUGUCUCUACCUUACUACACAUAGGGAUGUCAACCUGGUUGUGAGACUGAAAAAAAAAGUGUGUGAUUUCAAGAUAUGAAGAAGUCGAGCAUGAGAUUAACUUUUUAGGUUUUAUUUUUAAAAUUUAAUUUAACCUUUUUUUUUUUUUUUAUGCGCAGCUCUAAAGUCACCUGACUCUUUGAUUGGCUCUUUGAUUGGUCUGUCUGUAUGUCUACAGAGAUACAGAAGGGUGGAUCUGACGCACUGAGGACUCAAUGUUAGAGACAAUGUGAGGCAAGAAUAUAUUUACUUACACUGCUUAAUUGCCAUGGGAACAUGACACGGUAGUGUACAGAUGAGAGGUAGGUAGCCUAUGCCAGUUUCUCCCAACUCCGUACCCCCAACAGCACACGUUGUUUUAGCUCAGGACAAAAACACCUGAUUCAACUUGUCAAGGGAUUGAUUAUUAGUUAACAAGUAGAAUCAGAUGUGCUUGUCCGGGGCCACAACAAAAAAUAUGUCCUAGGUUGAGGGCGCACUGAACGGAGAGGCACUUACUGAACCAAAUUUCACAUCUUGACAGAAAAUUUUAGAAUACGACAUUUAAAAAAUAUAUAUUUUUCAUAUGUUAAAGAUGAACAAUACAGAAAUUGUUUGGAUAUAUUGUAGUACUGGUACGUGCCUUGACAUCUGUAUAAUAUUGAUUGAAUAUAUGUAAUUAUAAUUAAGAAUGUCAAUAAUAUUGUUUACUGUUUAUUUAAAAAAAAUAAAAGAAGGAAUGAAAUGAAAGAAAGAAAUUUGGCAUUUAACGAAAACACCUUGUGUAAAUACUGAAAGACUGUGUACAAUUUAGUACUAUAAUUUAUUACCUGGUUGUUGUUUAAUUAAUAACACCAUGUUGAAGGAUGUUGUUUAAUUAAUAACACCAUGUUGAAGGUUGUUGUUUCAUUAAUAACACCAUGUUGAAGGUUGUUGUUUCAUUAAUAACACCAUGUUGAAGGUUGGCGUUGUUUCAUUAAUAACACCACGUUGAAGGUUGUUUCAUUAAUAACACCAUGUUGAAGGUUGUUGUUUCAUUAAUAACACCAUGUUGAAGGUUGUUGUUUCAUUAAUAACACCAUGUUGAAGGUUGUUGUUGUUUAAUUAAUAACCCCAUGUUGAAGGUUGUUGUUGUAUAAUUAAUAUCACCAUGUUGAAGGUUGUUGUUUAAUUAAUAACACCAUGUUGAAGGUUGUUGUUUAAUUAAUAACACCAUGUUGAAGGUUGUUGUUGUUUAAUUAAUAACCCCAUGUUGAAGGUUGUUGUAUAAUUAAUAUCACCAUGUUGAAGGUUGUUGUUUAAUUAAUAACACCAUGUUGAAGGUUGUUGUUUAAUUAAUAACACCGUGUUGAAGGUUGUUGUUGUUUAAUUAAUAACACCAUGUUGAAGGUUGUUGUUGUUUAAUUAAUAACACCAUGUUGAAGGUUGUUGUUGUUUAAUUAAUAACACCAUGUUGAAGGUUGUUGUUGUUUAAUUAAUAACCCCAUGUUGAAGGAUGUUGUUUAAUUAAUAACACCAUGUUGAAGGUUGUUGUUGUUUAAUUAAUAACCCCAUGUUGAAGGAUGUUGUUUAAUUAAUAACACCAUGUUGAAGGUUGUUGUUUCAUUAAUAACCCCAUGUUGAAGGUUGUUGUUUCAUUAAUAACACCAUGUUGAAGGUUGUUGUUUAAUUAAUAACACCAUGUUGAAGGUUGUUGUUGUUUAAUUAAUAACCCCAUGUUGAAGGUUGUUGUUUCAUUAAUAACACCAUGUUGAAAGUUGUUGUUUAAUUAAUAACACCAUGUUGAAGGUUGUUGUUGUUUAAUUAAUAACCCCAUGUUGAAGGUUGUUGUUUCAUUAAUAACACCAUGUUGAAGGUUGUUGUUUAAUUAAUAACACCAUGUUGAAGGAUGUUGUUUAAUUAAUAACCCCAUGUUGAAGGUUGUUGUUGUAUUAUACUGUAUCAUACUUCUUUUUCAUUGUAACCACCUGGCCAAGACACAAGUGAGUUCCUAUUUGUUGCACUUUUGUCUAUAUCCAAUUAAAUAAAAUAUAUUUUUUAUACAUCAA
Messenger RNA from Oncorhynchus kisutch (coho salmon), 3566 nucleotides. Its product is annotated as CCN family member 2-like. The transcript is spliced from 5 exons. Gene Ontology annotation, biological process: signal transduction; cell adhesion; positive regulation of cell differentiation. The record is from RefSeq and is a predicted model, not a curated record. Bases 170 to 1213 code for a protein of 347 amino acids. Gene Ontology annotation, molecular function: heparin binding; integrin binding. Lineage: Eukaryota; Metazoa; Chordata; Actinopteri; Salmoniformes; Salmonidae. Gene Ontology annotation, cellular component: extracellular matrix; extracellular region.